CUCAGAUGCGUCUCUCUUCAGUUUCCCAUGCAAAUAAGUCCUUCGAGUCCAACAUCCAAGGACAUUUGCUCGCCGCAUCAACAGCAGACCUUCCUUUGCUCUGGGUUCUGCCCCAUCUUUGAGUCUUUCCCACUCUUCUCUGAUCUCAUUUUCUUUCCUCAUAAAACCAACCAGCACAAGAGGGACAGAGAGGCAGCCUUCUCAGGAUCUGAGCUAUGCUUUCCCAAACAGCUUCUUUUCUGCUCUUUUUCCUCUGCCAAGCACUUUCACUGCCCUUACCUACUCAGCUGUCAAAGGAAGAUGAAAAGGUUAUUAAGUGCAUCUCCGAAAUCUUAGCAGACACCCUUUCCAGACCCAGCCCAAUCCCAGUGACCAGUGAAUGCAUGAAGAUCCUGAGGGAGGAUGAGAGAGUCCUCGCGAUGCUUCACCAUCAGCAUCUGCUGACGGAGUUGGAGGAACUUACCCAUCAAGAAAAUGCAAAGCAUCGCCUGGACGAGGGAAGUAACCACAAUGCUUGGGAAGAAGAGCAGCAAGGAGAAAUCAAGAAGAAGGAUGAGCCUGCCCGGCAGAAAGAAGCUGCCCAUGAGAAGAUGGAAGAGCACGCUGAAGAAAGGAAAAAAGAAGAGGAGGAGGAGAUGAACAAGUAUGAGAAAACUAAAAACACAAAAGAGAAAAUCAAGGUCUCCCAAGGGGAGGAUCUUCAGGAGACUUUGGAGGAACAGGCUGAAGAGGAGCAGCAGGAGGAGAAAGAAAUAAAGAAGAGGAGCUCCUCAGAGACAUGGUCUUCAAAGGAAAAUUUUGGCCACAUCAAGAAGAGAGGUCCUAGGCAGCCCAAAAUCAGAAAGGGAAUGCUGGAGGAAGAUGAAGAAGGCUGGAACAGACAUGAAAUGAUCAAGAGACGCCUUAGGUUGGGUGAGGAAGAGAAUGAUGACACCUCAGAAGAGGAGCAAAAGAAAUACCAUCAUGGAGGAUAUCAUGAUCAUGAGAAUUGGGAGGAAGAGGAGAAAAGAUUUGAUAUGGCUAAGAGAGUGGCUGAGAAGGCUAGUGAUGAGGAGACAGCCCAGUUUGAAGAAGAAGAGAAAGAGAAAGGUCUUAAAAAUUCCAACUCCAAGGCCCACCUCCAUAAAGACUGGAAGCCAUGGCAGGAAGAAGCAGAGGAGGAGGAGAACCACAGCAAGAUGAGACAUGGCCACCACCAUAAAUCAGUUGGCUUGGACCUCAGGAAGAGACAUUGGAAGGAUGAAGUUUAUCUGAAUGGUAGACACCAUGAUCCUGAUGAGGAUGAGGAAGAAAAGGAAGCCAGCCAGAGUAAGGCUCAGGAGCUGGAGAAACUGGAAGAGAUUGAACGGGAGCUGAAGUGGGCUGCCGACAAGCUAGAAGAACUGAAGAGGGGGUAAAUCCUUCAGCCGUCUCAGGAGCUGGGGAGGGUGGGAAAAAUCAAAGGAACAGCAGCUCUCUAUUAACUUCCUAUCAACAGCAGAACUCUAUUAGCCUUCUAUCAGUCCCCCCUCCUUUCUCUAUAACCCCUCUGUUCAGCUUGGCUUUAGACUGUUAAUGAAGUGGCUUACGAUAACGGUAAUAAAUGUCCACCUGGUCAGCAUUUUGCCACAAAGCAGGGAGUCACUUACUUCCCGUGUAAAGAGCUGGCUCUGGCCACAGGGGACUGUUCUAGGAACACUUUGUUCCAAGCCUAUGCUUUCCCGUUGACCGCUGUUCUCCAAUCUCUGCUUGCUACUCCAGGGUUAGAGACAAAGACUUUAGAGGGCUGGUGAAUAAGUUUGCAUUACGGCCUUUCUACGUUGCAAUUUUUGGCAUGGUCAAACAACAAGCCUGUCGUUCCUGUGUUGUGUAUCAAGAUAAAAAUAUUGGUUAAAUCAGUGU
Messenger RNA from Python bivittatus (Burmese python), 1881 nucleotides. It is a transcript of the gene CCER2, whose product is annotated as coiled-coil glutamate rich protein 2. Gene Ontology annotation, cellular component: secretory granule. The record is from RefSeq and is a predicted model, not a curated record. Lineage: Eukaryota; Metazoa; Chordata; Lepidosauria; Squamata; Pythonidae.